CUACUGAUAUGGCUUAUCUUAAACCAGAAAGUACUGUGCAGAACCAGAAACUUGUAUUUGCUAUAUUUCCGAUAGGAUGUGAAGGCAGCAUUACUCUAAUAAAAUCUUCAAGCUUUUCAAAUUGCACACCCUAAAAUACUGAAAGUAUAUUUUUACAGGUGUUUCAUUACUCCUCCUGGGACCAAGAAAUAUAGAACAUGGAAAAUCAAGACCCUGCUGUUGUUGAUGCAAUAAAGGAAUCGGGCGAGUCCACUCUGGAAAAGGCUAAAGCAAAGGCUAAAACAAAGUUUGACCAGUUUAUGAGCGUCUCACUUAACAUCGCUGUGACUGGAAAGACAGGAUCAGGAAAAUCCUCCUUUGUAAAUGCACUUAGAGGUCUACAGGAUGACGAUGAUGGAGCAGCACCUACUAGCCCCCUAGAAUGUACAAUGGUGACCGCCAUGUAUGAACAUCCUGAAAUGCCAAAUGUGAAGAUCUGGGACCUGCCUGGAAUAGGAAGCCCAAACUUCAAAGCAAAAAAAUACCUGAAAGAUGUCAAUUUUAACACCUAUGAUUUCUUCAUUAUCCUUAACUCAGAGAGGUUCACGGAGAAUGACAUCAUACUGGCUAAAGAAAUAAGAAAACUGAAGAAAAACUUUUACUUUGUUCGUUCCAAGAUUGAUAAUGACAUGUCUUCAGAGAAAAAGAAAAAAGGAUUUGAUCAGCAGAAGGUUCUUUCCAUAAUAAGAGAGGAUUGUCAGAAAAACCUGAAAGAACUGGGAGACCCCGAAGUUUUCUUGAUAUCGUCUUUUGAUUCGGAGAAAUAUGAUUUUGAAUCACUUCAAAACACUCUCGAAGAUGAGCUUCCAGAACACAAGAAGUAUGCUCUUCUACAAGCCUGGCCAGUGUGUUCUGCUGCAACUCUUGAGAAGAAGAUCAAUAUGUUUAAACGGAUGAUCUUGGCUGCAUCUUCUGUCUCUGCUGCUGUAGCAGUCGUCCCUUUCCCUGGUCUAUCAGCAGCAUGUGAUACAGGCAUGGUCGUGCUUUUCCUCACAAGGUGCUACUAUGCAUUUGGUUUGGAUGAUAGAUCACUGACAAGGCUUUCCGAAAAAGUUAACAAGCCCCAUCUGAAAGAUCUGGCCAAAUCUAAAUUAGUUACUGCCAUCCGUGAAAAAGCACUGGCCAGAUUGCAAGUGUCUGCUGCGCUCGCUACCAUUGCUACUGUUGAAUAUUUGUUGAGUCUCCUUCCAGUUGUAGGCAGUGCUGCUGCUGCAGGAAUAUCCUUCGCUACCACUCAGUACCUCUUGAUAGAAGGAGUAAAUGAUCUGGCAAAUACGGCUCGAGUAAUCAGAAAAGAAGCUGGUCUUGCUUCUGUUCAUUGAUCUAUGUCCAAUAGAGCAUGUAAGC
Messenger RNA from Carassius carassius (crucian carp), 1386 nucleotides. RefSeq names its product interferon-inducible GTPase 5-like. Gene Ontology annotation, cellular component: membrane. Gene Ontology annotation, molecular function: GTP binding. The record is from RefSeq and is a predicted model, not a curated record. The coding region runs from base 198 to 1361 and encodes 387 amino acids. Lineage: Eukaryota; Metazoa; Chordata; Actinopteri; Cypriniformes; Cyprinidae. The transcript is spliced from 3 exons.